Messenger RNA from Bemisia tabaci, 6136 nucleotides. The record is from RefSeq and is a predicted model, not a curated record. Lineage: Eukaryota; Metazoa; Arthropoda; Insecta; Hemiptera; Aleyrodidae.
UCGAACUUAGAUCACGAAAUCGGGAGCUUCGAUCUGCUUGGUUUAUUAACGUCCGUGGAGCCUAGAGUUUCCGAUUUUUUUACAGCUAAAAUCUUAGAAAACGCCAUUGUUUUUUUUUUCAACUGUGAUAUAUAGUUUUUGUGAAUUUGCCUCUUCUUCACUUCGGGACAUAGAACCCGCAGGUUCCGCAAAAUCCACAGUAGCAUGUCAUGUACAGCUCAUGCAAUCGAUCGCUGUGCAAGUUACGUGAAUGAAGCCGUAUCUCGGUAACAUGGGCGCAUUCCUUGUCUUGGUCAUCGUUGGCUCGGCGCUGUCCGUGGACUACGUACAUGCGGACGAUGCAGAUGAUGAUGUGAAUGAGACGGUGGUAGCCGAUGUAGAGCGUCGAACUACAGCUCACCCUGACAUUCGACUCGACGGGAAAUUGGUGCCUCUCCAGUACGAUCUGGAGAUUUCCACCGGCAUCGACCAAGAUAAUUUCGACUUCUGGGGUCGUGUCAGAAUUCAGAUGAUGUGCAUAGCAGACACGAAGCGGAUCAGACUCCAUUCCAAAGAUCUGAGCAUCGACACAGAGAACGUGGCAUUGUGGGAGCUUGCUCCAGGUGUGGAGCCUCCCAUCACCAUAAUGAACCAUACUCUCUGGGAUUACGCCGACUUUUACACAGCGACAACCGCGAGGACUUUGGAACGCGGGAAAACUUACGUUUACUCCAUACCCUUCAGCGGGAAGCUAGCUGACCCUCAGCUCGAUCCAUCGCAUUUUCCCAAAGGAUUUUUCCGGACGUCUUACUUCGAUAAGGAAACCCAGAAACGGAAGUUCAUGGCUGCAACCCAUUUCGAGGCGAUUUACGCGCGGCGAGCUUUCCCUUGUUUCGACGAGCCGGGGAUGAAAGCUUAUUUCUCCAUCACCGUCGGUCACCCGCAGGGACUCACCGCGCUGAGCAACAUGCCGAUACGCCAAACGAGACCCAUGGAGAAUAUGCCAGGCUGGGUGUUGGACGAGUUCGAACAAACCCCGCGCAUGUCAACGUACCUGGUCGCUUUCACGGUUUCAGACUUCGUCCGCUCGACAAUUUUGUCUAUCGAUGCGUCUGACCAAUCAGGAGUCGUGGAGGAAGGUGACGUUUCCGACGAGAAAUACGGUUCGAGCAGAGUACUUAUUUCCGUGUGGGCACCGAGGCUUUUCCAGGACACCGCGAGGCCGUUCGGCAACAUGACGCGAGCUGCACGCUGGAUCCUUUCCCGGGCGGUUCCCCUCCUCGAGGGAAAAUUCCGAAGCCCGUUGCAAGUGCCGUGGGUAAAUAUGAUCGCCGUCCCGCGGUUCCCGUAUCAAGGCAUGGAAAACUGGGGUCUUAUCAUGUACAUGGAUGUUGCUCUCCUUUGUAAGGAUGACAUUUGUUCGAAUGAGGAGAUAAUCUAUGAAACUGUUCUGCAUGAAUUGAUCCAUCAGUGGAUCGGGAACCUCGUUACAGUGGAAUGGUGGAAUGAGCUAUGGCUCCAAGAAGGCGUCACGUAUUUCUUAGUGCUCAUAAUUAAUGAAAUCAUAAUGAAACAAGAAUUCCCGGGAUAUAAUAAUAACAAUAAAUAUGGCCAGAUAAUUGAACACGCGUUCAAAAACCGGAAGCCCGUUAGACCUAGGACGCUGAUCAACUCAAACCAAAUAGAAGCCUUGAGUAUGACGAGUGGAGACCUCGUUUACCUCAAAGGUGCAAUGAUGACCCGUAUGAUGUAUCAUUUUCUGGGCGAGAAGGUGUUCUUUGCCGCCCUGGCGCAAUAUCUCAGAGUUUAUAAAUUUCAAAGCGUGACGCAGGAUCAGUUUCACUCUCUUAUGACGGCGCAUGGAUACAAAGAAAACGUUAUUCGACCGGACAUAACAGUCAACCGGGUGAUGGAUAAAUGGUUAAGUUUGCCUGGAUAUCCGGUUCUCAAUGUGAGAUUUAAUGCGGAUAAACAAGUAUACACCGUACACCAGGGCGAAUAUGGUUGCCGCGAGUGCCAAGCGGAAUUGCUGCCGGCGAGGCCAAGUCUAAAGGCUAAAACCCUUUGGCCAAUUCCAAUCUCCUACGCAUCUGCGUCCAAACCCCAUUUCAACGAGACAAAACCACGAAUGUGGCUCCUCGGCAAAGGACCAAUCACGGUACCAAACCUGAAAUACGAGGGAAAACACGAAUGGUUCAUCUUUAAUGUACAAGUCACAGGCAUGUAUCGGGUGAACUAUUUCAGUGAGAUGUGGGCCAUACUGUGUGCAAGGUUAGUGGAUCCCUUGACUAUGAGAACAAUCCACCCACUUAACCGAUUUCAGUUGCUCAACGAUAUGGCAGCCCUAGCAAGGGCGGGACAUUUAAAUUACACAGUCCCUUUCUGUGCAUACAGGUACCUCAAACAUGAGGAGAACCAGAUGGUUCUGAAUGAAGGCCUUGAUAACCUAAAGCAGCUUGAUAUUAUCCUUCGAGGAAUGCCAGCUUACACAUAUUUUAAGAGUUACAUGCAUGAGAUACUGCUACCACAAACUCGAGGAAUUCCAUCUAUAAAAGAUUCACUGAAUGAUGCUGAUUCGGUGACCAGAAUCUCUAAAAUGAUGCAGCUUGACAACUAUUACGAUAUCGGUUCCUACAAGGGCGAGUCCCUAGGGAUUUUCUCAAGAUGGCUCAAUAAAAAUGAUUCGGCUUCUUCAGAUGAAAUGCCACCGGUGAUUCUGGAAGGUGCUCUCUGCUCCGCCAUCCGCGCAGGAGAUUUAAACGAGUGGGACUCCCUCUGGGAAAAGUUUAUCGAUCCUGACAAGGAAAUUGCCUCGAAAGGAACUCUGAUUCUCUCGGCAUUCAGCUGCUCUCGAAAGAAAGAAAUCCUGGAGCGGUACUUGGAGGGAAUGUUAGAAAAUCUUCGACUCCGGAAAUUGGAACUCCCAGCGGAGACGUUCACCGCAAUUUUCGAAUCCGUCGCGACCCGCAGCGACGCGGGUUUCAGCGUGGCCUGGAACUUCCUGAAACGGAAAGUUGCGGACAUUCACGCGUUAGUGGAAGACGCAAAUUCCGAAAUGGGCAAGUACGUGACGGCGGUGGCGAAGCAAAUGAAAUGGGUGACGGAAUACGAUGACGUGAGGACGUUCGCCGAAGAAAACGAGCGGUAUUUGCAGCGCUCGAGGCCGGAAAUCGUGGCAGCACUCAAGUCGAUAGAGGAUAAUAAUAAAUGGUUUGAAGAGGUUUACGGUGAGGUCUCCAACAUUCUCGAGGCCUCGGUUGGUUUCAUACUGAGAAAUUCUGUCCUGUCCAAAAUUGAAUGCACUCAUCAAAAAAGUGGAUUCAUUUCAGGUUUUAGAAAUAAAGAAAGAAAACAGAAAGUUAUGGACCAGAUCAUCCUCUAUAUGUUUUUGGGCUGGGUGCUGAGCCAAAGCACCACAUACAUUGUUGCCACAUCGUUGCCUUCGUAUCGACUCGACGGGAAAGUGGUGCCGCAUCACUACAAUUUGGAGAUCUACACGAACUUAGAUGGAAGUGACCAAAACCAGGCUCGUGAUUUCAAUUUUUGGGGAACCGUGCGAAUUGAGGUUUUGUGCAAAGAAGACACAAACAGAAUCGUAGUCCACUCUAGCAAUCUGACUAUUGACAAGGAAUUUGUGACUUUGAAUGAGCGAAGGGGUAUAGAAUUGGCUAAAGGCAUCAACAUUACCAACCAUUCGUUCAACCCAGAGCACGAGUUCUACAUUGUAGAAACCGAGAACCAGAUAGAGGCCGGCAAAAACUACUCAUUUUUUGUCCCUUUCUAUGGUAAAUUACGUGAACACCAAAAUGGAUUCGCCAAGGCGUAUUAUCAAGAUUCAAAUCAUGGCAGAAGACCUUUAGCAUUCACUCAGUUUGAGGCGACGUACGCCAGAAGAGCAUUUCCUUGUUUUGAUGAGCCCGCAAUGAAAGCCACCUUCAAAAUUUAUCUUGCUCAUCAUAAAAAAUACACCGCUCUGAGUAACAUGCCGAUAAAGGAAACGACUUCAGUAGUGGAAAGGCCAGGCUGGGUACGUGACCAUUUUGCCACGUCCGUCUCCAUGUCAACUUACCUGGUUGCGUUCUUCAUAUCCGAUUUCACCUUCGACGAAAUCACGCUGAGCAAAUCCGGAGUUGAGUUCCGUAUUUGGGCGCCAAAAGAACGCAUCCGAGAAACCGAAUUCGCAGAGAGGUACAGCCCCAAGGUCCUUGAUUUUUUCGAAAAAUAUUUCGAAAUUAAGUACCCGCUGCCUAAGGUGGACAUGGUACCUGUUCCUAGAGCAUAUUACCCAACUGGUGCCAUGGAAAACUGGGGACUUAUAACAUACGGUGAUGAUAACCUUCUCAUUGAUGCAAAUACAUCGCAUCUCAAUCGACUACAGAGUGUUGCAAGGAUCAUUGCCCACGAACUUGCUCAUCAGUGGUGUGGGAACUUGGUCACGAUGGAAUGGUGGAAUCAAUUAUGGCUCAACGAAGGAUUCGCCACAUAUUUUGCGCUUGUUGCAACGGACGCGAUAAAACCAGAGUGGAAUUUUGCUGAAGAAUAUUUUGCAGAUUGGCUCCAAAUAGUAUGGGCCACUCCGGAACCCGUUUCAGUCUUAAGUGUCCAACACCCAAAUGAAAUUCAGGCAUUGUUUAGCAUCGCUCGCUACCAAAAAGGAAUUUACAUGCUCCGUAUGAUGAAUCAUUUUCUGGGCAAGGAGCUUCGAGCCGGUCUAAUCCAUUACAUGAAGAGACACCAAUAUGGAAGCGUGAUGCAGGAUAACUUGUGGACAGCCCUGACCGAGGUAGCACAUGAGCAUAGUGUUUUGGAUCCGAAAACUUCCGUCAAAGCGAUCAUGGACCCGUGGAUCUCUCAAACCGGGUACCCGGUGCUUGACGUUAAAAAGAACUCCGAUGGGCUCAUUACAGUCUCACAGCGUAUUUUCGAGCCAGAGCGUAAUUCCUCCGACAAAACUUCAAAAAAUGAAUCAUCCCUCUGGCCGAUUCCCAUCACCUACACGACGGGAGAACUCGCUGAUUUCUCAAACACCAAACCACAAAAAUGGCUGACGGGCAGAGGAAGUCUUGCAAUCCCAGAUCUUAAAGCUGAAGAUGGUCAAUGGAUAGUUUUCAAUCUUCAAGUCGCAGCCAUGUACAGGGUGAACUAUUACGAAGAAAACUGGGAGUUGCUGAGGAAAGCGCUGGAGACAGAGGAGAGUAAGAAGAAAAUCCACCCGUUGAACCGGAAACAAAUAUUCGAGGACGCACUUGCUUUUGGUUGGUCACGAGAUUUGGACUACAAAUUUGUGUUUUCCCUUUGCGCGUGUCUCCGAGACGAGGCAGACUACUUACCGUUGAGCGGAGCGUACUCAAGCCUACGGAGAAUAGAUCUCAUCCUUCGCCGAACCCCUAAUUACGGGUAUUUCAAGAGUUACAUGCGAAAGCUGACAAAUCCAAUCAUUUCGAGGUCAGGAUCUCUUGUAGAUGCACCUAUGGAGGCUCAAGCAAUCAAAAAGCAGAACUUGAUGGCGGAUAUUGCAUCCCGCUACAGUAUUGGAAACUAUGUAAAGCAGUCUUUGGAUCUUUUCUCAAAAUGGUAUAAUAAUGAGAACCCUGACUCAGUAAAUCCAAUCCCGAAGAACAUUUUGAGACAAAUUUCCUGCACUGCCGUCAAGAACGGAGGAGAUGAAGAGUGGGACUUCCUCUGGGAAAGAUACCUCAAUUCUGACUCAGCAUCUGACAAGUCAAGCAUCCUCUCAGCGCUGACCUGUUCCCGUAAGGUUUGGACUCUCAAGCGAUAUCUAGAUUGGAGCAUCGAUGAGUUCUCGAGGAUUCCACCCCAGGACUCUGUGCACAUCUUCGAGGCUGUCGCCGAAAACGAAGUGGGUUUCGAAGUUGCCAAGAACUUCUUUGAGAAACGCAUCCCGGAUAUUUUCACUUAUCACGGAGCCGAUAACGCCAUCAUGGGCCGAUACAUCCAAGUGGUGGCCGAUCAAAUGACUUCAAUCAAAGAAUACAAUGAAAUCAAAGCUUUAACAGAAAAAUUUGACGAGUAUUUCAAAGUCUCAAAGCCCGCGGUCGAGAGAGCUUUGGAUACGAUUGAUUCAAAUGUGAAAUGGCAUGCUGCACACUAUGUUAAAAUACCGCAGUAUCUUGCGCCGUUUUUACGAACUUUAUAG